UCUCGCGCCUUCCCUCUUGUCUCUCCUCGAACUGCUAGCCGUCGGUGUGUGUUGUUGUUGAAGCAAUGAUGGCGGCAGCGGGAUGCGGAUCAACAACCGCGGCUGCCGUAGGAGGCCAAGGUGGAACCGCUACGGCCAGAGGUCGUUUCCCCGGUCGGCCUUGGUCGUCACGCAGUCGUUUGCGCUCAGAGAAACGAUGGCAACUCGGACGAUCUGGCUCAGACGCCGAUGAUGUGACUAACGGAGGGCCAAGGCCCGCAAACCUGGUCCUAUCGUUAAACGAAGACCAGUCUCACUUGCGCUUACUCGGACUAGAGGCGAGCCACCAUACCCUCGGCCAGGCUGGAUACAGCUCGAGUGGGAGUGAAGAGGUGAGGUCCCAAACCGACCCAGGAGGAGACGACUUCCGAGGGUUUGAAGCUGAGAGAAAAGGCUCCAAAGGACCUGUAUGGUUGCAACAAAACCCUUCUAAAGGUGAUGCUGUCAACACAAAAUCUAAACGACAAAGUGAGAAGCUGCCGCUUAAAACGCCAGCGGUGGAGGCAGAUAGUACCCCACCUGAUCCUGUGAAGGAUGUAAAUUCUUUGGAGAAAACACACGGCUUAUCUCCUGAAGCAGAGCCUGGAAAGGACUGCAGGAAAGGUCAGAAAGGAAAAAACACGAUGGAUCAACAGUCCACUAAAAGCGGAGCCACAUCAGCAGCACCAAGGAUUACUAUAAAGUUGGUGGCCAAAAAGAAACUGAAAACCGUAAAGGAGCCUCAUAAAAAAUCUGCGAAGAAGUUGAAGAUAAUUGGGAUCCAGGAUCAGCCUAAAGCCAAGGACAUUCUGGGCGACCAGAUCUCAAGUGCUCACGUCAAAUUAAAAACUGAACCACAAGAGGAUAAGCAUGGCACUGAAAAUAAGGGAGGGGGGACUGUACCGGCAAGAAGGCGUGGGAGAUCAGCUUCAAAGAAAACAGAACCAGUCUGCCAGACUAGCGCCAAAGUUGUGGUUGAUGACCAAAAAUCAAAAGAGAGAAAAUCACCUGAUCAGUUUGACACUGUAAAGGAGAGUGGCUCUGUGCAGCCAAAAACAAAUGUAAAGAAGUUAAAGCAUAAGGACAUUGUGACAGAGCAAAGUUCAGAGGUUAAUCAACAAGUAAUUCGUAGGAGCAAUAGAGUCACUAACCCAAUCACUAAAAAAGUCUCAGACAGUGCAGCUGAACCAGAAAGUCUGAGUAACAGUGAUGCUAUUCUGGUGGAGUCAAAGCCAGAAGUUUCUCAAACGAUGGAGAUCAAACCAGCGAGAAGUGACCGACGAAGGCAAAGCAAGAGGCUGAAUAAGGAUGCUACGGUGCAAGAAAACCAUGGUACAUCAUCCACAGAGACCGAUCAUUUAUCUGAAAAAUCCAGUCACAGGAACGAGGAAACGCAGGUCCCAAGUUUAAAGUUGAUGAAGAUCAGAAACCCUAAAUUUGAUGCACAGGCCAGUGGGAAGAACUCAACUCUAAAGAAAAAGCAGAGAAAAAAAUUUGUCUGGACUUUAACAUUAGUGAAGAGAGAGAGUCAGACACAGGGUACUGAAAACACUGUCAAAGUAACAGAGAAGACUGUGAGUGAAGUGGACCAGUCCACAUAUUGUGAUCCCAGUCUCGACAACAGUUUGAAGGUGGUGGAUACAAAAUCUAAACUGGAUAACUCGGCCUCACAAGAGAGUAAAGGCGUGGACAAUAAUAUGAAGGGUUCCCAAAACGAGGUUGAUCUGCCAUUUGAGGAGAAGCCCACUUUACAGGUGGAAGUCGAAGUGGAACAAGUAAAUGAAACGCCUCCACAAGAAAUGAUUAAAACAGAUUGCGGGAAAGUUCCACCUCUUCAGAUCAAAAAGGUCUCCUCUCCUGGCAAACAUAAAAGCUCAAAGCCAUCCUUUUUGAUUCAACAAGUUAGCCCUGUGUCUGAAAAUAUAGAGGAUGUUCUGAAAAAUCUGAGUGAAGUGAAUGAGGACAAAUUAUCAUGUCUGGAUACUGUAGUCACACCAACUAGGAGACUAAGGCGGAGGACACCAAGCUUUGAUUCACCUCAAAAGUCUGUCGGUCAUAAGCCAGUGACCACACAGAAACGGAAGCUUAGAACAAGCCAACAGGAUAAAGAUAUGCCGCCAGAGCACAUUGAAGAUGCUUUUCAGGCUUCAACUGAAGAUUCCAGCUCACAUGCUCUUCCUAAAAAUGCCUUUCAGGAUUUGGCUGAGGACCCUUCACAGGUGACCAAUGUAAACUCCACUGAAGUCCCUGAUGAGGAUUCCUCAAAAGCGGCUGAGGAUUCCUCAAAAGCGGCUGAGGAGUCCUCAAAAGCGGCUGGCGAUUCUUCAAAAGCGGCUGACGAUUCUUCAAAAGCGGCUGACGAUUCUUCAAAAGCGGCUGACGAUUCUUCAAAAGCGGCUGACGAUUCUUCAAAAGCGGCUGACGAUUCUUCAAAAGCGGCUGACGAUUCCUCAAAAGUGGCUGACGAUAUCUCACAGGUGCCAGUUGAAGUUUCUCCACAGAAGGUGGAGAAUGAGGUAGAACCACAGAUCGAAGAGGCCAAACCAUUGCCUGUGCCUUCCAAACCUAGAAGAUGUAGAAAUAAUAAACUAGGGAAAAAGAGGUCUGUUCAAAGCAAGAAGGCUGUUGUCUCACCUGAAACUGAUGUCAGCACAGAGGUGUCUACUGUUGAAGCUACUAUCACAGAGUCUGUUGUAGUACCAGAAGUAAGUCAGUCAGAAACUAAAGAUUGUACCCAGCUUGAGCCAAAACAGGACACCGUGUUAGUGGAAGAACAGCAGAUAUUUACACCGGUAAAAGAGGAAACAGACAUUCAGUUAAUAGAUAUGCAACACUCUUUGGUGGCAGAACAUCAAGCACGUGGUCGAGAAAGGCGGUGCCUACGAAAGAAAUCUCUCAAAAAAGGAAAAAAGAAGCGCAAAAAAAAUUUGAUUGGCCAGCGUCAGAAACACAGGCACAGGAGCAUAGAUGGGAAGUUUGCUCCACUUGAAUUUUCUGAAAGUCAGAAAAUUGUUGAGGAGGAUAGUGACAUGUCCACCCAUGUGGAAGCAACAUCACCAAUUCCAAGCUCCAAACUUGUUGGAGUUCAUAAAAAACACAAAAAAAGAUAUUCAGGCCUUCAUUUUAUGAGGUCCAAAAGGCCAAAACCAUCUAAAAUAAUUUCUCAGCUGAUGGAAAUGGGGCUUAGCGAUAGUUUAAAGCAGGAAGAGACUGACACGUUAGUCGAUCAGAGACAAGCAGAUGUUGAUGCCCAACCUGGUAAAUCAAAGUUUGUGAAAAACAUCAAGCACUUCAUAAUGCCUGUAGUGAGUGCCAGAUCCUCACGAGUGAUAAAGACCCCGCAGAGGUUUAUGGAUGACGCUGGAAUGUCGGUAUUGCCUCGAAGAAACUCGCCAAAGAAGGGUUUCCAACUGGGCCUGCCAAUGCGCCCAGGACAGAGGCGCGAUGAUGGGACAGACAGGGCAAUAUCCCCUAUCCUGCCGAUUGAUGAGGACAUAUUGAGUGAAGCUCAGUUGGAUGUUGAUCUCUUUUCAUCCCAGGACCUAGAUGACAACAUUGAUAUAGCUGACAGCCUAUUUUCUGACAAAAUAAGUGCUAAAAUUGAAAAGAAGAAGUCUUUUCUAAAGAACUCUACUUUCAAGUGGCAUGUGCCAGAAGAGCCAAGCGAGAAAGUGUACACACUGGACAAAACUUCAGAGGACAAAUGUGAGGAUCUGUAUUUAUCUGCACCACUUGAAAAGCCGACGGAAGUAUCGGCUGAACUGCUGGAUGCCCCGAAAAAGAAGAUUUACCAGAAGUUCAAUAAACAAGCGGCUCAGUUCAAGAUCUAUCAAAGGCUAAAGAAGGCGCACACAGGACUUCCCAAAAGCAGAAACACAACUGACACAGACGGUGUGAGUAAACUUCUUCCUCCUCCUGUUGAUUUAGCAGAGGGACUCGAUGAUGAGGCCAUGAGCAUCAGCCUCAGGCAACGAAAUACAAACGCAGGGAAGGACAAAUCCAAGCUCAAGAUAGAAGACCUCGAUUCUCCUGGAGUAGUGAGAAAAGUCUCUGUGUGUGUUCGGACUAUGAACUCCAAAUCCUUUGCGAUUCAGCACGGUGAAAAAGAGGGUUCCGUCGGGAAAGACACUGCCCAACUUCACUCAGGAGAGCUGCCACCAGAACAGAAAUCGGGCACAGGGGAUUAUCUUGGACCUGUGGAGAAGGGAGCUUCACAACGAGCGCGCCUCACUGGUGCAAAUAAAAGAAUGUUCAAUCUCCUCAGGAAAGCCAAGGUCCAGCUCAUGAAGAUUGACCAGCAGAAACAGCUAAAGUCAUCUGGGCUGUUAUCCGGCCCUGCUGGUGCCAGAUCUCGAGAUGUGACCUCAAAAAGACAAAGGCGGAAGCAGAGGGUUCAGCUUGAAGCUGAUGUUGCAGUCAAGACAGAGCCACCGCAAGGACAACCGCAGCUAAUCUCCCCGCUGUGUAAGGAGUUCCGUAAAGCAGGUGGUCCUCGCAUCAAGCAUGUGUGUCGUGCUGCAUCCGUGGUGCUGGGGCAGCCUCGAGCCUUGGUACCAGAUGACAUUCCCAGACUUAGCGCCUUGCCUCUGCAUGAAAGGACAGGCAUUUCCCCUUCAGCCAUCCCUAAAGAUAUUGGUUCUCCCUCUGAAUCAGACAGUCCCGGGCUGUCGGAUCCAAAGUUCAUUAAGACCAAGAAGCCGUCGAAUUUUGGGAAACGGAAAGGACUCGGGCCGUUUGGGUAUCGCUCUCGGAGGUGUGGCAUAUGCAAAGGCUGCAACCACGAGGACGACUGUGGCAAGUGUAUGAACUGCCUCGACAAACCCAAGUUUGGUGGUCCCAAUACCAAACGACAGUGUUGUGUGUAUAAGAGAUGUGAUCAAAUUGAAGAGAGAAAAGCACGCAGACUAAGUGGAAGAACGGCACCGAAAGGUGCCUCUAAGCGAAGGCGAUCCUCUCUCAGUGCGGGACAUUCGAGUAACGAUGAAGGGAACGAGGGUGGUGCAGAUUCACCAUCUGGUCUGCAGGGUGACGACCGCAGUCCGUCAGUAAGGAAGCAGCCAAAGCGUGUUGUGAAACCCCGUGUCUACUUUGACCUGGUGGACUACGACUCCGAUCUGGAUGACAAAGCGAUCUCAAGCUCUGCCUCACCGGCCAGGAGGAGGGGCGCUGGAUCCCGUUUCAGUCAAGACUUUGUGUCACUGGAUGGAUUCCUUGGAGACAUUUCAGAUGAAGAAGUCAGGCAUCGAAAGUCCAGCUCACACCGUGUACCACCUGCUCGACGUAAACCUGAGAAGGGUGCUUUGGAGCAGACUCCCCCCAGUGUACUGGCUGCACUUGCCCAUGGUUUUGAGCAGAGAGACACAGAGUCUUCUAAACCUACUCAUAAAAUCAAGAUUGACUUCAAGGAGGACUGUACUUUGGACAACGUCUGGAAUAUGGGUGGUUUAAGUAUAUUGACCUCUGCACCGCCCAUGCCACCAUGUGUCUGCUUCCUUUGUGCCAGUAAAGGGCAACAUGAGAUGCUGUAUUGCCAAGUAUGCUGUGAGCCCUUCCACCAGUUUUGCCUUGAUCCAGCCGACCGCCCCUCUGAGGAGAACAAGGAAAACUGGUGCUGUCGUCGCUGCAAGUUUUGCCACGUGUGUGGCAGGAAAGACAAACAGUCAAAGCCGUUGUUGGAGUGUGAACGAUGCCAGAACUGCUAUCAUACUUCCUGUCUGGGACCCAACUAUCCAAAACAAAACAAGAAGAGGAAAGCUUGGGUUUGUAUGACAUGCAUCAGGUGUAAAAGUUGUGGCGUCACACCGGGGAAGAGUUGGGACACUGACUGGAACCACGACAAAGCACUCUGUCCAGACUGUUCAAAACUCAAUGAACUGGGUAACUACUGUCCCAUCUGCUUCAAGUGCUAUGAGGACAAUGACUAUGACAGUCAGAUGAUGCAGUGUGGCACCUGUAACCACUGGGUACAUGCCAAGUGUGAGGAUCUAACAGACGAGCUGUAUGAGAUCCUGUCCAGCUUGCCAGAGAGUGUCGUGUAUUCAUGUCGGCCAUGCAGUGUGACCCAGCCCAGCGCUUGGAGAGAGCUGCUCUAUAUUGAGCUCAGGUCUGGGGUGGAAAAGGUGCUGGCUUGCUUGCUCUCCUCCACCCUUACCCAGCACCUUGUUGCCUGCUCACAGUGUGAGAAGUUGGUUGGUCCUGACCGUGGAGUAGAAGGACAGCCAGCCUGUGACCUCCGAGCUGUUGGCAAGAAGUUUGACAAAGGCCUUUAUACUACGUUGAAAAUGUUCCAUGAAGAUGUGGUUCAGGUUGUGCGAAAGAGGCUCGAGCAAGAGGAGGAUCUUCCAGAGGAGCAGAGACCUACAGCACUUGCACGCUCUUACUACUUAAAGCUCCUUGAGGAAGUAUUCAAUUGGUUCAACAGCCAAGACCCAAAGGUGUGGAACUCUUGUACCAAAGAAUUACCAAUGGGUAUGCUGUCCAAUGCUGUUCAUCCACCUACAACGGAGCAUGUUUAUGCCCAGUGGCAGGAGAGGGAGGAGCUCUCAUCUAGGGCUCCGCUGGGGCUCCUGCAGGACGACAAUAGACAAAGCUUAAUUGUAAAGGAGGAAGAAGCAGUUUCUCCAUUGUCUGGGGAGCCAAUAAGCCCAAACUACUUCAAAACCAGCAGGGCUGUCAGGCUCAAAUGCAAAGGGAAAAGGGGCCGCCUUUCAAAAUCUGAUUUAGACACCGGAUGGUCUAAGGAUGAUGAGAGACAGUGCUCUUUGUGCCAAAAAUACGGAGACCUCAAACCUAAUGACACAGGCCGGUUGCUGUACUUGGGCCAGAAUGAGUGGGCACAUGUCAACUGCUCUCUCUGGUCAGCUGAGGUGUUUGAAGAGGACAAUGGCUCUCUACUACAUGUACACAGUGCUGUCACAAGGGGCCGUUUGAUGCGAUGUGAACGCUGCAACCAGACGGGUGCCACAGUGGGCUGUUGUCUGACAUCUUGUCAGAGCAACUAUCACUUCAUGUGUGCUCGCUCCCGUCACUGUGUGUUCCAGGAGGAUAAAAAGGUCUAUUGCUACAAACACCGACAUCUCAUCAGCGGCAGGAUGGUAACUGGUCAGGAAUUUGAAGUGAACCGCAGGGUGUAUGUGGAUUUUGAGGGGAUAAGCCCCCGCAGAAAAUUCUUGACCGGACUGGAACCUGAAUUAAUCAACGUGAUUAUUGGUUCCUUACAGAUAGACCAACUCGGUGUGCUGACAGAACUUUCGGCUAGCAAAGGAAAACUGUUUCCUGUGGGUUUUCAGUGUUCUCGUUGGUACUGGAGUACAGUCAAUCCAUUGCGCCGGUGCAAAUAUACAUGUACGGUGCGGGAGGUUCGGCCGGUUGUCCUUGAGAAGCCUGUUGAGGAGAUGCCUAACCAAGGAGACAAUAACACAAUUGCUCACAGUCCCUGUCCACUAUCUGAAUCUGAAGCCCAAGAGAAUGAUAUAACUGAAUCCCAAUCCCCAAUGGAGGAAGCUUUUAUCCCGGGACCAACCUCCAAGUUCGAUCCCGGUGCAAGGCCAAAGAUUCCUAGGAGACCAGCUGGAGGAAUGUCCCGACCCCUGCCAUCCCCAGGACUAAACAAGUUGAAACCCCACCACAUAUUAACCAUAAGUGAUUUGGAGGAUACACGAAGGGUUCUUCGCCACAGCCCACACUCUCAGACAACAGGCUCCCACAGUCACAUGCCCCUCCCUCAUCUGGGUCCUCUGACUGGACCCAUUACUCUCCGUGCUGGAAAGUCUUCCCUUCCCACUUCCCCGCUGCUCCCACUUGGUGCUCCAGACAACCUGAUAAAUUCUCCAUCAUCCCGCUCAGUUGGAGGUAGAAGUGCCUCCUCAGUCCGAUGCCCUGGGAAUACAAUGACCCAUUGUACUUCAUCUUUCUUUCCUCAGUCACCCUGGCAGGACGGUGCAGCAAGCUUUCCCUCACCAAGUCUGUCUUUCUCUCCAACCAUACAACAUCUCCCGAGAAAUCGAUUGUCAUUUGAUCUGAACCAGUCAGACUCAGUCGAGGUGCCACACAACUUCUUAGCUUCACCAGAACCUGAAGAUGUCUCUCCGGCAAAUGGUACAUCACCACAAAGGGAUUUAGACCAACAGAAGGGGGAAGGAGAAUUCCCCUUCAGUUCAUUCCACAAGGAUUCCAAUGUGAGUCUGGCCCAAGAGAUGAGGACAGAACUGGAGAUUGAAGAGACGCUCCUGAAUGAAGGCGUGGCAAUGAACUGUGGGGGACAAAUAGUGGUAGACGGUGAUGAUCGGGAUGAAUAUUGGGGAAGAGCCCAAGAGGUACACAAGAAGAAGACUCUCGUUGCCAACCUGCCGCGGUCUGCAGCUUCAGCCAGAGAUGACUUGAGCAACACUUCUUCUGAUGAUGAUAUGGAGCACUAUUUUGACUUCUCGAGGACAAUAGUCAGCUGUCCCGGAUCAAAGGAUCAUUCCAAAUCUCCCUCCUCCCCUUCCUCCCGUUCUAUGGCUCAGCUAGAUGGUGUAGACGACGGUACAGAGAGUGAUGCAAGUAUAGCGACCAACAAUGAUGCUCAGAAAGUUGGGGGUUGUAGUCAAGCUCAGAUACAAGCCAAAACCCUCAAUAAUAAAAAUGUCCCUGAAUUGAACUCUACAAACAGCACUCCGGGUGUUCAGAGUCUGUUCCCCAAGGCAUCAUCCAAUGAUAAGCACACAGAUUCUUCAUCAGUCACCAUCUCGGUUGCCAGCAAAGGUCCUACAGAUGGUUCACAUAAAGAUCUACCUAAAUCCCACGAUGCCAGUCAUUCAAAUGAGGACAACAUGGGAUUGGUUUCUCCAUACAUUUCCAAAAAAUCUGAGGAUUUAUUCCAGGGUUCCAGAUUUGCCUCUGGAACACCUCUUGUUCUUGAGAGAUGUGACACUAGUCCACAUUCGCGAGAAGGCCCACCGCUUCAGACCCAACAAUCUGAAGAUCGUAAACCCCUGAGCUCAGAGCCUGACAGCAGCCACUCUACUGUAUUGAUGAACCACUUACCAGCUAAUACAAUGGAACCCUCAUUAGCAGAUUCUGCUGAUAACAGUCAAGGCGCCCUGCUAGACCUUCUUCAGCCCUCCCCUGUAAUGUCUACGGACGUACUGAACCCCUCUCAAAGCCUUGUAGACUCUCUGCAGAUGUAUUCCUGUUUGCCAGGUUUCAGUAAACCUCUAACAAGUAUUACACUUCAGCCAGUAACAUCCUCACAAGAGUUAACUUUCCCAUCAAUGUCUGCUAAACUAACCACCCUGAGUCCUGUUGUAGACAUGACGCAAACACUGCUAAACAUUACCCCUCAUCAUGAUCCAGUGCUAUCAGCUAUGUCAGGCACUUGUCCCCCAUCAGGAACAUGUGGAACUCUCUCUCUGCCCAUCUACUCCACACAAACACAGCCAAUGGGCUCUACAGCUGUCACCAUUGUUUCUUCUUCUGCGUCGAUAUCGGCUCUUUCUGUACUUUCAACACAAUGUUCAACAGCUCCAACGUCAGUCCAAACCACCUCGGCCCCUGUCAUCUUAAAUGGUUACAGCUCUUCAUCUGUGCAGAAGGAAACUACACCGGGCCACACAAUCUCCAUCAACUUUUCUACAUCCAGGCCAGCUUUGGAACCUCAACAGACGGUGGUUCCCCAGACUUUACCUGGACAUGCUAUUCUUACUGUGAAGGAGGUGGGAGGUCCCAAUGUAGAUCCUACACCACAUGUCCUGCUGGUGAACCGCCUCGGGCAGAUCUUUGUGAAGAACCCUGAAAGCAACACUUUUCAGCUUCCCACUCCCACCUCCUCCUCCUACAACUGUGUCACUCAGAUUGCCAGCCUUUUGCAAAGCAAUGCACUGUCAGCCACACUAGCAGCAGCUGGUAAUAUGACUACUCCACCCCCCGGGACCAGCGUUGCAACAGCAGCUCCUCCGUCCACAGUUCAGAAUCCAACCACAAUUACACAGCUGCUUACUCACAAUAGCAACGGUACAGUGACAUCAGUUAAUGUGAAGAAGCCAAGAAAGAGUGCAAAAACACCAAAACAUGAAACCGCUCCAGAGUUGAAAAAAUCAAAGAAGAAGAAGGAUUCUAGUGCGUCCAAGAAAUCAAAGUCAUCAGGUCCUCAGCCUGCUCUGCCAACUGAGAAUCCUCCCAUGACUCCUGCUGAAAGUGCCCAAGCAAUCAUCAAUCAAGCAAUGGCGAGUAACUACACCCCCAAGUGGAGUGGGCUUCAAACACUAAGCCCAUCCUCACUGGUUUUACCACCUGGCCUACUAAUUGAACCGGAGACUCCAGUGUUGCCUCGCUCUCCAUCAGUAACACCAGCACCAGCACCAGCACCUGCACCCCGACCUCGCACCCAUGUCCGCAUGAAGAGAGUGUCUUCACUUUCAGACCGUAUUGUCACAAAGAAGUCUAAAGUGGACUUCUUAAAACCAGAGCCCCCCAGCGAGGAUGAGGAGCACCGCAGACCAACCUUUCCAAGCAUCUCCAGCAGAGUUUCAGGAGUCCGCAUCAAGACCCCAACAGUGAAAGGAGUACUGAACCUGGAUCAGCUAAAGGAGGAGCAUAUAAGUGAUUAUGAAAGCUCAGGAUCAGACCCGUGGGAUUAUAUGUCUCAGGGUGAACAAGGCAAACCGCAUACAUGGGAACCAGUGGGACACAGCACCCUGACUGACUGGAAGAAAUACUCUGGCGCUGCUUCUGCCUCAGAUGAUGAACCACCACUGUCUGAGGAUGAGGAAUUUCCAACAAAGAGAGACCAGCCACACUUAAGAUUUGAGAUAACCAGCGAUGAUGGUUUCAAUGCAGAGGCAGACUGUAUUGAGGUGGCAUGGAAAGCAGUGGUAGAUGGGGUGCAGGAGGCACGAGCUAUUGCAAGGUUGAGACCUCUGACCUUUCAGAGGAUCACCGGCGCCCACAUGCUAGGUCUGGUCCAUGAUGCAGUGGUGUUCUUGCUGGAGCAGCUGCAGGGAGCCCACCGCUGUCAACGCCAUGCCUUCCGUUUCUUCAAACAGUUCACGCAGGAGGACGACCUCCCUGUCAAUCCCAGUGGUUGUGCUCGCUCUGAGCUGUAUCUUAGCAGGAAGUCCACAUUUGACAUGUUUAACUUCCUGGCUUCUCAGCAUAGACAGCUUCCUGACAUUGGGCCUUAUGACGAUGAGGAAGACGAGGUUCUUUUGAAGUCCACAAGACGGGCUACUAGUUUGGAGUUGCCCAUGGCCAUGCGCUUCAGACAUCUGGAAAGGACAUCCAAGGAGGCUGUUGGCGUGUACAGGUCGGCUAUCCAUGGGCGCGGUCUUUUCUGCAAGAGGAACAUUGAAGCAGGGGAGAUGGUUAUUGAAUAUGCAGGCAUCGUCAUUCGCUCAGUGCUUACUGACAAAAGGGAAAAGUACUACGAUGGCAAGGGUAUCGGCUGUUACAUGUUCCGCAUUGAUGACUUUGAUGUGGUGGAUGCAACCAUGCAUGGCAACGCGGCAAGAUUCAUCAACCACUCCUGUGAACCUAACUGCUACUCUCGAGUGAUCAACGUGGAAGGCCGGAAGCAUAUCGUCAUCUUUGCUCUUCGGAAGAUCUACAGGGGGGAGGAGCUCACUUAUGAUUACAAGUUCCCCAUUGAAGACGCCAGCAGCAAACUCAACUGUAACUGCGGGGCCAGGCGAUGUCGCCGUUUCCUCAACUGAGACAUCCCUUAUAUGAAACUGGGAGGAUCCUGUUUACCAGUAAGCCUUAAAUUAAGGUGGAAUGGGCUUGGGGAGGCAGCAGGCAGUCCGCACAGAAGGGGAAUUAGCCACUAUGAGACCAGCCGGAAAUAUUUAGCUGGUGAUAUUUGGACAUUUUUAUGGAUAUUAGAAGAAGAAAAAGUGGAUAACCUGCACAGAAAGUUUGUAUCGGGCAAGUUUCUCCUUUGUCUGUGAAAGAGUUCAGAUGUGCAUCUUCAUAGCAGAAGUAAAUAUGGUUUUAGUGAUCAGGACAACGGAGCAUUUAAACCAGAUGUUACUGUAUGGGGUUCCUGGAUCAGUAUGGAUGACACCAAUAGAAUUUCUUUAAUACACACGUCAAGCCUUAUCUGUUUGAAUCAUUGCUGAAAACCUAUUGCUAGGUUUUGAGAGAUGCCCUUUAUGUUUUAUUCAUUUCUGGGGGGGGGGGGGGUUUGUCUGUCUCUAUUACACUUGUAAUCAUGUCUGCUCCAUCCUCCAGUGACGGGAACAUUAUAGCCCCAUCCAUGCAGUGGUGAAGUCAGUUCUUGAGCCAUACAUUUACUCAAACCUUUAUUUGUGUUUUUUUUUUAUCUCUCAUUUAACACUUCUCUCGUUGUUAAUAUUUUUUAUUUGACUUUUGGGGGGGGCGGGGGCAAUAACAAAACAACCAUGGUGCUAAGCUUUGAAAGGUCUUUAACUUCUUUAGUUGGACAAAAGUGUCCCGUAAAUCAGGAAUUGUUUAGCUGUUCAUUCACCCUGCUGAGACCAUUUAUCUUAAAUGUAUGCACUCGAGCAGUUCUCCUAUCAUCAUGGGAAUGUCACGUGUCUGCUAGGUUUCACACUUGAAUCAUUGGUGUGAUAUCUGUCACCUACUCGCAUCUUAUGUUGAUUUCAAAUUAGAUGGCAAUGUAACAGUUUCAGUCGGUAACAUAGUGUCAUAUUUAUAAAGACAGGAACGUGUCUUUAAGGCGUGGUUUUCUCGAUGUACAGUGUAUGUAGCAAACACUACCCAAGCCAAAAGUGAAGAGUUGUGGUGAAUAUCACUUUUUAAAAUAUAUAUUUUACUACUGUCAUGCCAGAUGCUCAUUACCUAUUGCAAUAAUACGUUGCUGCCCUCCAGUUGCACAUAAACAACCAUCAAACGUACAAAUAAUCUUCAUCUUUGUGAAACCUGCUACAGUUUAUCUCUUAAUCGGGGAGAGCACUGGUAUAAAGCAUCGCCACUGAGUGUGUGUGUAUGCGUGCGCGCGUGUGUGUGUGUGUGUGUGUGUGUGUGUGUGUGUGUGUUCAGCUCCUGCACCAAGCUUGUUGACAACAUGGCGCACAGACUUUUUAGAUGUUGCAGAAAACAUUCAGUCUGAAAUGGAGCUGAGAGAUUGCACUCGGCACCUUUUUGAAAUAAUGUUUAAUUGUUGUUCUUAGUCGAUGUUCAGUGCCGUCAUUGAUGAGACUAAUCUAAUUCACACACUGUUCAAAUUGGUAGUUAUAUUUAUUCAUGUUCCGAGUUAUAUUUUAAACGGUAAACGGUUGUGCUUUGUAUAAACGGUGAUGGUCUGGUUUAUGAGGAGAUCUCCCCCAUUUGUAUCUUUUUGUUCUGUUUACAACUGAUGUCCUUUGUUUCACUAAUUUACUUGAAUUUUAUUUUGGGGCAGUUGUGUCAUACAUUUAAGCCUUUAUGACAGAAAUUGAUCGAAAGCAGGUAUUUUAAAAAAAUUAAUAAUUUUAAUUUAAAUUUUUGUUUUGGUAGAUUACUGACGGUCUUAGAAUCAGCCACAGGAGUAAAGUGAGCACUGUUUGCCUCCCCAAGCCCCUCCCCCUGCCCUCCUUUUCUCUCGUUCUUCCUCACCCUUCUUGGAGCAAAUUUCCAUCAAGUUUUUGUCUUGAUCUUAAUCCCCUUUCUUUCUUGCAUGUCCAAUCACUGGGAUGGAGCUCAGAAUAACUUGUUUCAAUCACCUAGCUGACAACAAGAGCAGAGUCACUCCCAACUCCUUGCAAGGAUUCUACCUCAGCUGUUUAUACAGAUGUUUGGGAAUACUGAUGCAAAAAGAGAGGAUGAUAAUUUAAGAUUAGGUUAGUUUUAAUGUCCUGCAAAGCAUGUGUGUGUGUGUGUGUGUGCGUGUGUGUGCGAGCGAGUGUGUGUGCGAGCGAGUGUGUUUGCAACGAAGGAUGAAAGCACUAGUCAAAACCUGAAGUUAUCAUGACCAUCUCUCCCAGAAUCUGUUAAGAAAGCUGUAUGUUAUAUAUACACACAUAUAUAAAAAAAUAUAUAUAAAUAUAUAGUAUGGUUAUUUUAAAGUAAGUGUAAAAGACAUACAAAUGAGAAAAUAUGUGAUCUUUAAAUUUACGUCUUUGUUACCAUGUACAAAUAAACCCUGGGUUUGUAAAUAUUUGUAUACAUAUUUCUAAACCUGUUUAAUUUUUCUAUGCACUUUUUUUAUUUAUAAUGUUAUUUGCUUAAUAAAGAUGUUAAGAUGUUUGAACAAA
This is a messenger RNA of Cyclopterus lumpus (lumpfish), 14210 nucleotides long. RefSeq names its product lysine (K)-specific methyltransferase 2Bb (gene kmt2bb). Bases 66 to 11708 code for a protein of 3880 amino acids. The transcript is spliced from 36 exons. Gene Ontology annotation, cellular component: nucleus; histone methyltransferase complex. Gene Ontology annotation, biological process: positive regulation of DNA-templated transcription. Gene Ontology annotation, molecular function: histone H3K4 methyltransferase activity; DNA binding; zinc ion binding. Lineage: Eukaryota; Metazoa; Chordata; Actinopteri; Perciformes; Cyclopteridae. The record is from RefSeq and is a predicted model, not a curated record.